AUGUACAAUAAUGAGAGUAAUAACGUCCAAGCCUCCAUCUCCCAGGAGGGGUGGGUAAACGGUGUAUGCCUCGUGCAUCGGAAGAGGCGGAUAUCGGAGCCACUUACAGGGUGCCUGCACUACGUACUCCGUCCUCGGUCAUGCCCAUCAUCCGCAUCUCUUUGUUUGGCCUACGCCAAUAACGCUGGGAGGAGACAUCGGAUCAUGAAGAGACCGGCUUUCCCUUCGCGGAAGGCGAUCCACGGGAGACGAUCGUAUUCUCAGCCAACACCACCAGAACUAAGGAACACCCGAGCCGGCGGCCGAGCUGAACAGCGAUGUUCUCCUGGACCCCCCGUUCCCCCUUCAUGUCCAGCCAGAACCAAUGGAGUCACGGGAUUUGCAGGCGGACUGGGCAUCCGCAUUAUUGUCAGGUUGGCGACCUGGAGUGGGGGCAUCCCCGUCGGCGAGCAUCCGCCAGGAUCCAUCCUCGAGACCGGCGAGAUGAAUCCAUAA
This is a messenger RNA of Aspergillus terreus NIH2624, 495 nucleotides long. RefSeq lists its product as uncharacterized. The transcript has a single exon. Lineage: Eukaryota; Fungi; Ascomycota; Eurotiomycetes; Eurotiales; Aspergillaceae. The record is from RefSeq and is a predicted model, not a curated record. Bases 1 to 495 code for a protein of 164 amino acids.